AAAUAAAAUUAUAUUUGAGAAAAUUGUUUACUACCACUGUUCCCAAUCCCAAUCGCAGGCUAGCGAGGAUGAUGUUGUGAUGCAUCCACUCACUAUUAACGACUAACCUUACAGUGCCAAGCGACGAUCUCUCUCGUCCUUCAAGAGCCUCAUCAACGACAGCACUGUACAUACGAAGCUUCAUCCUUCAACCACCUUUGAAGAUGGCUCCUCCAGCAGCUCCAGCUGCUGCCGCAGCCGGUAGUACGAGCCGCGUGAGCCCAUUCAUCCAGUCUGCGGUUCAGGGAAUCGCUAUUUUUGUCGCCAUCCAAUUUGUCCUAGGCAAGUUAACGGGACAAAAGCCUGCAACGGCUACAGAUGCUGCAGGAAACGUGAUACCGGCCAACACCGGCGUUAUACCUCCGUACACUGCGCGACCAGACAAGCUUGCACCAGGAGCUUCAUACAACCCGAUUCCGCAGCAAAUCGCGCCAAUAUGGGAAGAUAAUGUCGCAGUGGACCUCAUUAUUGUGGUGUCCCCGACAUUUGUGCAUGAGCCACUUUCCAGAGUACCGAAGGAGCGGGUGGUUGCAGAUGAGACCGCGUUUAAAAUUGGCGACUCCAAUGAUAAGAGGGUCAUUGACGCCGAGUUUGAUGUACCAAAGGAGGUUCAAAACAACGGAACCCUCUGGGGUCAUUAUUACAUUGGAAAGACCGGAAGCACGCUCGACCCCUCGGUCGCGGGUUAUGAUCCAGGAAACGCCUACCACUUCAUCCGUCCUCUCACACAAUAUAUUGCCAAGAAGAAGACCAAGAAGACCAAGAACCUCUUGUCUGCGGCGGAUGAAACGGAAGAUAUUGAUGAGGAAGACACUAUCCAAGGCCCAAUUAUCAAAUCUUUCUAUCAUCCAAACUUCACGAUGUCGUUCGUCCCAAACACUGGAGUUAUGUCGUACCCAAACAUGCACCCUGCAGCUCGCCAGUUCACCCACAUCGAGUCAACUGGAGCCCGCGAUGCGACUGGACAGAACAGCUGGUAUUACCCGGUCUUCUUCGUCAACACAUUCUGGCAACUCCGCGCCCACAUGGAAGAGCUAAACUCGACCGUCACUCGUCUCCCAAUCCAUAUUGACCUGAACAACCAGGCAAACUGGCUUUAUAGCAUUAUUGCAAGCAUUGAUGAAAGCCAGAAGGCGACUGCUAGGGCUGCUGCCAUGGGAGGGCCAUUGCCCCCUGGAGGCGGUGAUGGCUCCGAGUUCGAGAUGAUUAAGGAGGUCCUUCUUGAUACCAACAUUUACCUGCUCAGCACGACCGUGAUAGUCAGCAUCUUCCACAUGCUCUUUGAAAUGCUCGCAUUCAAGAGCGAUAUUUCACAUUUCCGCAACAAGAAGGAUAACGUCGGUAUUUCCGUCCGCGCCAUCCUUGGAAACGUGUUUAUGCAAGCUGUCAUCUUCUUGUAUCUCCUCGAUAACAACGAGAACACUAGUUGGAUGAUUCUAGCUAGUCAAGGCAUGGGCAUUCUGCUUGAAUUCUGGAAGGUAACUAAGAUGGUUAACGUACGCAUCCGCCCGAACCCAAAUUCUAUCAUGCCAUACCGCAUCGCUUUCGAAGACAAGCACAAGCUGUCCGAGACGGAAGAGAAGACGAAGGAAUACGAUGCCGUAGCAUUCAAGUAUCUCUAUGCCGUCGCGGUCCCGCUUCUCAUCGCCUACGCUGCCUACUCUCUCAUUUACGAGACGCACAAGUCGUGGUACUCCUUCAUCAUCGCGACUCUCGUCGGCUCCGUCUACGCCUACGGAUUCUUGAUGAUGGUGCCAUCGCUGUACAUCAACUACCGCCUCAAGUCCGUCGCACACAUGCCGGCAAGAGCUAUGACAUACAAGUUCCUCAACACGUUCAUCGACGAUCUUUUCGCGUUCACCAUUAAGAUGCCGAUGCUGCACCGCUUGGCGACGCUGCGUGAUGAUGUUAUCUUCUUCGUGUACUUGUACCAGAGCUAUAAGUACAAGGUUGAUUACAAGCGCGUGAAUGAGUUCGGACAGGGUGGCGAUGACGAGGAGAUCGAGGAGAAGAUUGCCAACAAGCCGUUGACUACUCCGGCUGGUGGGGAUGCGAGUGUCAAGAUGGGGAAUGCGGGGAAUGCCGGCGAGGUGAAGGCAUCGGGGAGCUCGAAGAAGAGUGGAGCAGUGAAGAGGAAGUAGUGAAAUGCUUCUAGUGAGUGGGAUCGAGUGGCAGAGUGUAAAAAUUCCGAGAUGCAGAACGAGUGCAUACAUAAUGUCAGUAUUAUAUUGGAAGGUAUGUUUAAUAUGGUAUAUUAUAAUGCCGUUAUAGCUGCGCAAUGUGAGAAAUGCUAGCUCCGGUAGACAGAAAAUACAUAAAUCAAUACACGCCAAACCUGCAACCCUCUUGAGGCUUUUCCGGCGAAGAUCUUGCCAUGGUGCACCUCACAGGCUAACCUUUUUAACCCCUGAUAUUUUAAGACAAGAAACGAAGAAUACAACAGCCAGACACAACCACUUCAUACCCUCCACGCCAACACCCCAAAGGUCCACGACCCUCUCUCGCCGCCCGAAUAAAAACAUCAACGAGCUCGCCCGUACAUCCAGUCCAAGAGAAGGCCCUUAUAAGUUCUUUGUGGGCUUGGUGACGCCGUCGAUGACCUCGUAUAUCACACCCUUUGCAGCGGACGCGACAUCGAUGCGCUUCUCCUGUUUGGUUUGGGAUGGGGUCUCAAACCCAUCCGGCAGUUUAUAACCCUCGGGUACCUUCCCGUCCUUGAGAGCUCCACCGCCGAGGGCUUCGGCGAGCUGCAGUAGUGCGCCCGCUAAUGGCACCGCGUUUGUGGCAUCUGCGGCGUCUUGGCGCUUGCGUCCUGAACCUGGAGGUUUCAACCCGCCGAGGCCCCCGGUAAGCUUCCCCAGUAGGCCAGCUAGAAGACCUUGGCGCUUGUGAGAUUGAGAUGGGGUUUCAAGACCGUCUGGCUUGUAGCCCUUGCUGUUCUCAAUGGCUCCGGUGAUCUGUCCCAGUACGGCGGCUACUGCCCCUGUGCCAUCAAUGCCGCCGCGCUUGCCGGAUGGUGUCUUUUUGUCAUCAUGGAUCUUAUAGUCCUUUGAGUAGUCCUUCCCGAGAGCAUCGCUGAAAGGGCUAAGUAUCUGGCCUACUGUCUUCGUGACAUCAAUGCCGUCGUUGCGCUUGCCAUUUGGCUUCUUUGCGCCAUCUGGGAAUUUAAAAUCCUUGCUGUAGUCCUUGCUGAAGGCUCCGUUGACCGGGUCCAGUAUUUCCGAUACUGCCUUCGCGAUAUCAAUGCUGUCACGCUUGCCAUUUGGAAAGUUUGUGAUGGGCUUGGCGAGCUUCAGUGCUUCGAGCAGUGCCGUCCCGACAUCGACGGACUCGCGCGAGUUAAGUAGACCUUUGGGGUUUACUUCGUUGCCCUGGCCGAGGGCAAGGUCCACGACACUCAUCAGUGUUCUCGAGACAUCAGGGGCCUGGCGCUUACCGCCUGGGAGUUUUGCGAGACCACCGGUGAGCCCCCCCAGUGUGCUGGUCAAUGUUUCGGUGAUGUCGGCGGGCGCCUCGCGCUUUCCACCGCCUGGGAGUUUUGUGAGACUACCAGUGAGCCCCCCCAGUGUGCUGGUCAAUGUUUCGGUGAUGUCGGCGGGCGCCUCGCGCUUUCCACCGGUUGGGAGUUUAGUGAUGUCACCGCCUGUGAUCUGUUUCAGUGCCUCGGUCAACUUCCCCGCGAUAUCAGGAACCUGGCGCUUGCCACCUGGGAGCUUCGUGAGGCCGCCGCCGAGAGCUCCCGUGAGUUGCCCCAGGGUGUUGGUUACUGUCUUCGUGAUAUCGGCGCGCUUUCCAUUGCCGGUUGGGAGUUUUCCGAGGCCCCCGGUGAGCUGACCAAGUGCGCCUUUUAAUGUAUCCGUAACAUCGGCGGGCUGGCGUUGCUCAAUGUUUGGGGUUGGAGCAGCGGUGAGGAGAGGGAUGAGGAUGAGGACCGUGGCGAGGUGGAAAUGCAUUUUCUAGACGCGUGUUAGAAUGUUAUCUGACGCGACAGGGAGUAGGAUGCUUACGCUGGUGGUCGAGGGGUGUCGGUGGUAGACUCGUGGUUGUGGAUUGUAUCCUGUCGAUUGUCGUAGGGAGGUCGAUGAGAUGAGAAUCCGUAGUCUUAUAUGGUUUAUUUGGAAUCCCCUUUCGCCAAAUGUCUCCCGAACCUGCACCGAAGUUGAGUAACGCAGGCAAUUUCCUCGCGUCAGACAUUUUUACGAGUCGGGUGACUGAGGAUGGAUUGCUGCAGUUGAUGAUAAGGCAUGUGAGACGUUUGUGUGAGACGGCUUCAUUGUUCCGCGCAACUGGGGUGCAUGCGACCCCUUGAAUCCCCAAAGGGGCGGGAUACAUUUUAUUUACUGGUGUAGAAUGUAAUUGGAG
This is a messenger RNA of Pseudogymnoascus destructans, 4401 nucleotides long. RefSeq lists its product as uncharacterized. The record is from RefSeq and is a predicted model, not a curated record. Gene Ontology annotation, cellular component: endomembrane system; membrane. The coding region runs from base 204 to 2180 and encodes 658 amino acids. Lineage: Eukaryota; Fungi; Ascomycota; Leotiomycetes; Thelebolales; Thelebolaceae. The transcript is spliced from 3 exons.